Molecule: messenger RNA, 1062 nt
Organism: Saccostrea cuccullata (small rock oyster)
Lineage: Eukaryota; Metazoa; Mollusca; Bivalvia; Ostreida; Ostreidae
Product: medium-chain acyl-CoA ligase ACSF2, mitochondrial-like
Exons: 10
Biological process (GO): fatty acid metabolic process
Molecular function (GO): medium-chain fatty acid-CoA ligase activity
Source: RefSeq, a predicted model, not a curated record
AUGGGAUCCCAGUCUGCAGAAGAAGACAUAUUAAUUGCGGAGCACCUUAAAAGUAGCGACAACACAGAGAGAUCAUCCAACCUGAAACGAAUAAGAUUUUUGAAAGAAUCUGAUAUCAAAAAUGAUUUUCAAGGCGAAUGUCCAGUUACAGAUGGAAUAUAUUUAGCAGCAGUCAAAAGUGUAUCUCCGGGAGACCCUGCGUUCAUUAUCAAAACAACGGGUUCUACAGGUUCCAGUAAAACUGUUUUGACUAGUCACAAAACAGCGGUGAACUUUGGGAUUUUUUGUGUUGAUCGCCAGGCAGCCAAAGAAGUGGUAUCCAAUGAACUCAACAUUGCUAUACCUAACCCUGUGACGGAUGAUAUUCAGCCUGUGGUAAUGACAUUAAACGCGCUUAUAAACUGGAGGACCUCCAAAAUCGUGUUAAAUCCCUCAUGGCUUGACUUUGGAUGCGAGGAUAUGGAGCGAUUUGGCAGUUUUCUCCAAGAUGAAAAAAUUAAACGUUAUGCUGGUUAUCCGUACGAAGUGAUCAAGUUAGUGAACUCAGAAUACGUCAAUCAGUUCGAUUUAUCCAAUCUUAAAUCGGUCAAUCUUGUGUCGCAAAUAGUAUCCAAAGAAAUGCGUGAGACAAUUUAUGAACAUUUUCCAAGUUCGUCGGUUUAUUACGGUGCUAGCGAGUGUUUAGUAGGAACGGCUACGUCUCCUGUCCACUCCUCCCCGGAACAACGCCUGGACUCCAUAGGAUACCCAUUUCCACAUACGGAGGUUAAAAUUAUUGGAGAAAAGGAUGAAAUACUCACAAUCAACGUACCCGGUGAAAUAUGUAUAAAGGGGUUUGGUAUAUUUUAUGGAUAUUUAAACAAUGAUGAGUCAGAGACAGGUCCCUUGGACACAGAGGGAUGGUUGCAUACUGGAGAUGUUGGUAGUAUGGAUGACACUGGACACGUGACCUACAUUGGCCGGAAAUCCGACUGCUUGUUUUUCAAACAUGGUGGAGAUAAAAUUUAUCCCAAACAACUGACUGAUAUCAUUUCUGCCCAUUCAGAUGUCUUAGAAUCAGCG